Molecule: messenger RNA, 1842 nt
Organism: Cladophialophora bantiana CBS 173.52
Lineage: Eukaryota; Fungi; Ascomycota; Eurotiomycetes; Chaetothyriales; Herpotrichiellaceae
Product: acetoacetate-CoA ligase
Exons: 7
Coding region: 1-1842 (613 amino acids)
Biological process (GO): lipid metabolic process
Cellular component (GO): cytosol
Molecular function (GO): acetoacetate-CoA ligase activity
Source: RefSeq, a predicted model, not a curated record
AUGGAAAAGAUCCCGAAAUGGUUCUCUGGCGUAAGAAUAAAUAUAAUUGAGAAUCUCCUAUUUGGUCCCGGAAAACCCGACUCGAAGAUUGCUGUUACCAGCAUUCGAGAGGGUAACACCAAUGUCACGCAUACUUCCUGGGGCGAACUGAGGCUAAUCGUGGGAAAGUUGGGUUCAGCCUUGCGUGUUCAUGGGAUAAAGAAGGGUGAUAGAGUCGCGGUUAUUGCCUCUAACAGCCUCAAUACUCUGUCCAUUUUCCUCGCCACUGUAUCGAUUGGCGCCAUUUUUACUUCAACUUCUACAGACAUGGGAAGCAAGGCAAUUUUAGACCGUUUGAGUCAAAUCCGCCCUACACUGGUGUUCAUCGAGGAUUUCGCCGUCUACGGGGGUAAGGUCACUGACCUACGACCGAAGGCAAUCGAACUCGUCGAAUUCCUCCAAAAAGUCCAAGAGUUUCGACAGUUGGUUGUCAUGCCGAGAUUCGAUCUGGUGACGGAUCUAUCAACCAUUCCUCGAAGCGCUUCUUUUGAAUUUUUCCUUUCCAAGGGUACUGAGACCAAGCCCAUAUUCGAAAGAGCAGCCUUUGAUCAACCAUGUCUUAUUCUCUAUUCGUCGGGGACCACUGGUCAGCCGAAGUGCAUUGUUCACGGGGCUGGCGGCAUUUUGCUGUCGCAGAAGAAAGAAUUGUUUCUACAUUUCGAAAUUGGUCCUGAAUCUGCCCAAAUGAUCUUUACCACGACUAGCUGGGCCAUGUAUAACAAGUCCAUAACAAGUCUUCUAAAUGGCGGACGCAUUGUGACCUACGACGGCAGCCCUUUUUAUCCUGAUCGAAAAGUUCUCCUCCGAAUCUGCGAAGGACAAAAGUUGACACAUCUGGGCAUUUCUCCGCGAUACCUCGAUGAACUACAGCGUCAUCAGAUCAACCCUCGAGAUAUUGCAGACCUAUCCAGCCUGAGGAUGGUUAAUGUCACGGGUGCAACGCUUCUUCCCGAACAGGCCCGCUGGUUCUACGAGAAGGCGUUCCCUUCAAACGUCCAUCUAGCAAACUCUGCUGGUAGUACCGAUACGGCUUGUCAAUUUGCUGCCCAGAACGCCUUUCUGCCCGUAUACCCUGGCGAAUUGCAAUCAGCCGCUCUGGGAAUGAAGCUUGAAGUGUUUGAACAGUCCAAUAACAGUGAUGGAGAAGGUGCAAUCCAGGGUAAACCUGCUGGAGCAGAUACCGCAGGAGAGCUCGUAAUUACAGCACCUUUCCCGACAAUGCCCAUCAUGUUUUGGGGCGAAGGCGGAGCAAAACGCUACCAUGCCUCGUACUUUGCAACGUUUGAAGGCGUCUGGACACAAGGAGACUUCAUCAAGGUGCACGCUGAUACUGGAGGUAUCGAAUUCUUGGGACGUUCUGACGGCGUCCUCAAUCCCUCUGGUGUCAGGUUUGGCUCGGCCGAAAUUUACAGUGUACUGCAAGACUUCCCGCAAAUCGCUGAUUCGAUUUGUGUGGGCCAGCGCCGACGGCAAGAUUCGGAUGAGAGGGUCUUCCUCUUCAUUCUCAUGCGACCCGGGGCUAGCUUCGAUGCUGAACUGGUAUCUGAUAUCAAACUAGCGAUCCGAAAACGUCUAUCAGCUCGUCACGUUCCCAAGUACGUCUUCGAAUGCAAGGAAAUUCCUAUGACCCUGACUAAUAAGAAGAUGGAAUUACCUGUCAAAAGAAUCAUCUCGGGCAAUUUCGAUGUGUCUACUUCGGCAAUUGCGAAUCCGGGGAGUUUGAAGUUCUUUGAGCAGUUUUCCCGAAUCGAGGAACUAGAGGCUCGAAGCAAUGGUUCGCGUGGAAUCUUAGCCAGACUAUAA